Molecule: messenger RNA, 3981 nt
Organism: Pectinophora gossypiella (pink bollworm)
Lineage: Eukaryota; Metazoa; Arthropoda; Insecta; Lepidoptera; Gelechiidae
Exons: 14
Coding region: 378-3539 (1053 amino acids)
Biological process (GO): intracellular signal transduction; regulation of G protein-coupled receptor signaling pathway; G protein-coupled receptor signaling pathway
Source: RefSeq, a predicted model, not a curated record
ACACGCGGAAAUGAAGAAAAUUGUGACCUAAAGAUAGUCGGUGCUAUGACGUCACAGUGACUAGUGGAAAGAUGUGGUUUCGACAGUACAGGCAGUCUUUUUGGACGUUGGAAAGGAACUGUACAGCAUUGUACCGUUUGAAUACUUCUGAAAGUUUUACAGCAAAGAUAUGCAGUAACGUAAUGUUUAAUGUGCGCUCUCAGUAAUUCGUAGUGAGACGGCAUUAGUGUGUAAGAGCUGUGUCUAGGGAUAAACAGCGAUGCACAUGUUUAAAACAUCGCCUGUGCGCGGGAGCAUGGAUCAGUGAUCCACACAGUCAUAGCGAACGAUGCGAGACACACGAUCUAACAACACUUUGAACAGAUAAAUAAAACCAAAUGACAUCAGUAGAUGAAUUCGUGAAUUCGUCAGCAUGGCUAAUCAAGGUGUCGGGUGCAGCGCGCGGGCGCGAGCGGCAUGCGGCCCCUGCGGCAGACGCCCAUGGAGCUCGGCUAGCGGCGCGCGCGCAGCCCCCGCGCCCGCGCGCCCCGCCCCGCGCCGCCACCAUGGAACUCGCGGACGUGCCACGACACCGACCUCUCGCCUUCGAUAAGAUGGAAACUCUGAUAAAAGAAAUGCAAGAUCCGGAAACAGGUGUGCCAGUCAGAAGUCAGAAACUCUUCCUUAGCGUUAUCCCUUCUGCUUUCAUGGGUUACGAUCUUGUCGAAUGGCUGAUGGAUCGAUUCAAUCUCGACGAAACUAGCAACGUGGAAGCAAUAAACUUAGCCAAUCAACUCUGCCAAUAUGGUUACUUCUUUCCUGUAAACGAUUUGAAAAACCUCGUGUUAAAAGAUGACUCUUCUCUCUAUAGAUUCCAAAGUCCAUAUUACUGGCCGUGGCAGUCGCCCAGGGUUACGAGCGCCAGUGGUUCCUCCGCGCCGUCCCUUGGCCCGGAUAACGUGGAAUAUGCGAUCUACCUGGUCAAGAGGACGCUGCGGAACAAGCAGAGACAUGCUCUGGAGGACUACGAACAGGAGGCCCUCGCCAACCUCAAGAAAAACCUCGCCGGGAAGUGGGACUUCAUCACUAUGCAGGCUGAGGAACAGGUGCGACUAGCAAAAGAGCGCAAGAAGGGUGACAAGAUAGUGAGCGACAGUCAGGAGCGCGCGUAUUGGCGUGUUGCGCGGCCGCCACCUGGCGUGCCAAGCGCGUUGGAACCCUGCCCCGUACCCGUGCGCGCGCGCAACCCUCGCCCCAAGAAGCGCACCAUGCAGCAGCUCACGCGGGAGAUCGAACACCUAAAAGCGAGCCUGGACCGUACGCGAGUGAAGACUUCAAUUGCCCUAGAGGCCCUUUUGGCCUAUUCGGAGACCUUCGCUCCCUACGAUCCUUGGCUCACCCCGCCGCAGCCCUCCAACCCUUGGAUCAGCGAUGACACCCUCUUUUGGCAAAUCAACAGUCCCCUCGUGGAAGUGCCAAGUGAGAAGCGUGUUCAGCGCUGGGCACUAUCCAUCGAGGAGUUGGUGUCAGAUCCUACUGGGCUGCAGGAGUUCACCAGCUUCCUCCGCAAGGAGUACUCGCACGAGAACAUUCGUUUCUGGCUGGCUGUCAUGGAUCUGAGAAGGAGCAGCACCAAGCAAAUACCCACCAAGCUUGAAGAGAUUUAUGAAGAGUUUCUGAAACCUGGCGCCCCGUGUGAGAUCAACAUCGACGGAGCGACGGCAGAGAAGGUGGCCGAGGGUCUGCGCUCAGGGUCGCGGUACGCGCUCGACCACGCCGCUGACCACGUGUAUGGACUACUGCUCAAGAAGGACUGCUACCCGCGGUUCAUACGCUCCGACCACUUCCAGCGGUUGCUUACAGAGGGCAAGAAUGUGCAUCAGAAGAAGGCUAAAUUCUUCAACUUUGGCGGUGGCCAAGUGAAGAAGAAGCCGGGCGCUACGAGCGCAGCGGGCGCAGGCGCGAGCGCGGCGCUGACGCGGCGGCGCGGCUCCGACCGCUCGCUGUCGGGGUCGGCGCACGAGCUGGCCGUCUGCGCCGCGCAGCCGCCGCGCGCGCCCGAGCCGCCGCCACACUCGCACUCGCAGUCUAACCUCUGCGAUAUACCCUUCCGGGACCCGCUGGAGGACGGCGCAGACGACGCCCUGCCGUGGGAGAGUGCGUCCCGCGAGGGUGUGUACGGCGCGCGACGCCGGCAGGACUCGGCCGCGGACUCGGGCAGCUCGUCGUCGGACGUGAGCGGUGUAGUCGGCGCCGAGCGCACGCGGCGCCUCCCGCAGCAGAGCACGCUGGACGGCGGGCUGCGUGGCGCGCCGCCGCCGCUGCGCCGCCUGUCGGCUGUGGAGCCACGCCACCUGGCGCCGCUGGCCAGCCCGCCGCAUACGCCGCACACGCAGCACACGCCGCGCACGCAGCCCGCGCCGCCCGCGCCCGCGCCGCAGCCGCCGCCGCACCCGACGCCCACCAUCAGCGUCAGCUCGGCGCCCGACGAUGAGUCCCCGAGCGGGCCCGCGACGCCCGAGCGCCGCUCGCUCGCGCAUACGGACGAGCCGUCGUCGGUUUUCGCGUCGGCGGACGCCACGCCCACCGAGCCGGUGAAGCCGCUCAGUGAGCGCGCUGUGUCGCUCGACAGGACCGUGUCGUCUCCUAGUUGUGAUAGUAGAACUGACAUUUCUAAAGUAGAUGUGAGAGUGUGUAGCGAGGAGUCGGUCGCGGCGACGCCGCCGAGCGAACGCGAACCGCCGCGGACGCCGCCGCCGGCCGGGCGAGCCGACUCGAAAGAAACCGAUCGGACGACCACCGAAGGGGUCGUGCCGGCCCGAGGGACGCUAUCCCGAGAACCGUCAACGACGAGAGAACUCAGUCCGGCCUCAUGUAAAGAUAGUAGCAAAAUCGCCGAUCUUCCAGGGAGCGGUCGAGAGAGAGAAGAUGCGGCUCGGGUCGCCGCGGUGGCGGGAAGUCCGCAGAAGGUUGGCGUCGCCAGCGCGCUGCCGCCCGCGAGCGCGGCGCAGGCGCCGGUCCGCCCGGAGCAGCCAUCGACGAGCACGGGUCCGACUGAGAGCGCGCUUCCGCAGCCGGCGCCGACCGGGAGCUCGGAUCCGUUGCCACCAGCGUCGACAGGGAGCGCGAACCCGCAGCCGGUUUCGACCGGGAGCUCAGGUCCGCCGCCACCGACGCUGGCAGGGAGUGCGACCCCGCAGUCGGCGCCGACCGUGAGCGCGGUCCCGCCGCCCCCGGGCGCGGGCCGGCCGCCAGUGGCGCCGCUCGCUGUCGGCGAGGACAUCGGCGUGGAUGAUGACAACGUAGACAAAGUGCCUUCGGCGCCUGUGCAAAGGGUCUCGGGAGAUUCCAGGGCGGCGUCCGAGUCGGACGCGACGAAAAAAAUUGCUCACAAAGACGAACUGUCGUCGGUCUCUGAUUCCGAUAUUGUUAAGCGUGAUAAUAAGAGCGAGCUCGCAGAGCACAAGCAACGGAACGACAUAUGUCCCUGGGAGGACGAGAAUUCCUGUGAGAGUGAAGCUCCAUUUGUUAAAACUUAUGCAACGCUCGGUUACUUAUAAUUUACGUACUGUAGGCAAAUAUCAACAAUAUUUUACUAUGUCAGGGUUAUAUAGAUGAAUUAAAAUUUAAUUUUUUAAACUUAGAUUGACCUAUGUUUUAAUUAUCACAGAGUUAGGCCAUUAUUAUGUAAUUAUAUGAAUAUUUUAAAGUAAAUGAUCGUUAAUUAUUAGAAAAUGUAUUGUUUUAUUAUCAUUGUAUCCUAUUCCAUGAUAUGUUUGAAAUUGAAAGACGAAAAUGAGACAAUAUAUCAUUCUAUUCGCACAUAGAGUAUUACCUAACCCUCCACUACUCUGCGACAUUUAGUUUUAUUUUGAACUAGCCUUAUCCAGAUUUUAUCAUUUACCCUGCAUAAUGAUAUAGUUACUACAUCCAUGGUAUAAGAAGACCAGGUAUUGCUCAAUCCUAUGACAAGUCGCCGUUACUGGCCCAUUGAUAACGUAA